CCGCAGAAGCAUCUCUACCGAUGAAACAACUUUUCCUGGCAGUGAUUGCUGCCACACUGCAUCUGGUGCGGGCCCAGGACUCAUGCAUCCCGGGUGUAACCUGCGCCACGUUCAACUGUACCACGGACAGCCGGUGCCCGCUAACGAAUCCACCGCAGGGACCGGUACUGCUGCCACAUACGGACUGUACCAAGUUUUACAAGUGUUCUAACGGUCAAGCGUGCGUGUACGACUGUCCGGCAAAUUUGCACUUCAAUCCCGUAGAGAAUGCUUGCGAUUGGCCCGAGCGAGCUUGCUGCGAGGGACCGUGUUUGCCGUCCGAUCCGUGCGUUCCCGGUGUGACUUGUCCACCGUCCGAACCACCGCUAACUCCAACACCAGCUCCAACACCAGCUCCAACGCCAGCUCCAACACCAGCUCCUACACCGGCACCUACUCCAGCUCCUACACCGGCACCAACGAUUCCAACCGCUCCCACACCGGCCCCACCAACAGCUCCCACACCCGCUCCAACUCCAGUUCCAGGAACCUGUAUCGAGGAUACGGUGCGCUGUAAUCCUGCCGAAAAUCCAAACGACCCAACCGUCUUACCGCACGAAACCGACUGCUCACUGUUCUACAAGUGUGACCUCGGCCGACGCUGCUUGCUGAGCUGCCCACCUGGACAACACUUCUGGGCAGCGCAGGGAGUGUGUGAAAGGCCCGAGGUGGCUUGUUGCGAUCAAUCGGUGUGCAAUCCACCCAGCGAAUGUGUCGAUGAUGUGCGCUGCCCGUUGCUGGAAGAUCCCUUCUUCCCGACCGUGUUCCCGCACGAAUCCAAUUGUUCCAAGUUUUACAUGUGCGACCUUGGCAGACGCUGUCCUCGCGAAUGCCAAGCCGGAACACAUUUUAGUAGUGCAUUGGGACGCUGCGAAGCGGCUGAUGUGGCGUGCUGUGAUCCAAGCAUACCUUGCCGAGGGCCAACCAUCAGUGUCUGCAUGCCCGAUGCCCGGUGUCCGCUGGCGGACAAUCCCUUCGAUCCGACCGUGCUGAGCCAUGCUACCAACUGUUCUCUGUUCUACAAGUGUGACAACGGUAAUGCCUGCCUGCUGGAGUGUCCUCCAGGACAGCACUUUUGGCAGGACAUGGGAAUCUGUGACUGGCCGGAUAGAGCUUGCUGUAAUCCAAUCUUUUGUACUGCAACAACCACGGCGUGUGUGCCGGAUAGCCGCUGUCCCCUGUUUGACGAUCCAAACAAUCCGCUGCUACUAAACCACAGUACCUCUUGCGCCCGGUUUUACAAAUGUUCCGCUGGUCAAGCAUGUGAUCUACCGUGUGAAGCUGGUCACUUUAGUGAAGCACUACAGCGCUGUGAACGGCCUGAAAUUGCCUGCUGCGAUCCUUCAGUCGUAUGUGAAAAUACACCUGCUCCUACUCCGGUCCCUACGCCUGUGCCAACCCCGGUUCCUACACCGGUUCCAACGCCAGUCCCUACACCGGUACCAACUCCAGCACCUACUCCAGCACCAACGCCUGCUCCUACUCCAGUGCCAACCCCAGCACCCACUCCUGUUCCUACACCUAGUGAUCCUUGCAUCCCUGGCGCCACUUGUCCCCCUAGCGAUGCCGGUAAUUGUAUCGCCGACAGUAGAUGUACGAGUCCCGAUGGGUCUACACCGACAUAUCUACCUCACAGUCAGUGCACUAUGUUCUACCAGUGUUCUAAUGGUAAAGCAUGCGAACACGAAUGUCCUGCUGGUUUACAUUUCAACCAAGCACUGAGUGUGUGCGAUUGGCCAGCGAAUGCCUGCUGUGAUCCUAAUAUAGCUUGCAAUAAUCCGUGCAUUCCUGGUGUCACUUGUCCUCCGACUGGUCCAACUCCGGCACCUACUCCUGCUCCCACUCCGGUCCCUACUCCUGCUCCAACGCCAGCUCCAACGCCUGCGCCUACUCCAGUCCCUACACCAGCACCUACUCCAGCACCUACUCCAGCACCUACACCAGCACCUACUCCAGCACCUACUCCAGCUCCAACACCUAGUGAUCCUUGCAUCCCUGGAGUCACCUGUCCGCCAAGUGAUGCAGGCAAUUGCGUAUUCGACACCAGGUGUCCAUCUAGGAACGGUGUUACACCGACGCUUCUUCCUCAUUCCCUAACCUGCACAAUGUUCUACAAGUGCAACAAUGGGUACGCCUGUGAGCACAACUGUCCUGCUGGCUUGCACUUCAACGAAGCAUUGAGUGUGUGCGAUUGGCCAGAGAAUGCCUGCUGUGAUCCUAACAUAGUUUGCUAUAAUCCGUGCAUUCCGGGAGUCACUUGUCCUCCGACUGGUGCAACUCCAGCUCCGACCCCUAUCCCAACACCGGCCCCAACCCCGGCGCCUACUCCGGCUCCUACUCCAGCACCUACUCCGGCUCCAACACCAGCUCCAACUCCAGCACCAACGCCAGCACCUACUCCAGCUCCAACUCCGGCUCCAACGCCAGCUCCUACUCCAGCACCCACUCCAGCACCCACUCCGGCACCGACCCCUGCUCCGACCCCUGCUCCAACCCCGACUCCUAGCGAUCCAUGCAUCCCUGGAGUCACCUGUCCACCAAGUGAUGCAGGCAAUUGCAUUGCAGACAGCCGUUGCCCACUAAGAAAUGGAGUUACACCGGCGCUUCUGCCACAUUCAAACUGUGGAAUGUUCUACAAGUGCAACAAUGGAUACGCCUGUGAGCACUACUGUCCGGCUGGCUUGCACUUCAACGACGCGCUAAGUGUUUGCGAUUGGCCAACUAGUGCUUGCUGUGAUCCUACCGUACCGUGUGACCCACCGUGCAUUCCUGGAGUCACUUGUCCGCCUGUAGGUCCAACUCCAGCUCCAACCCCCGUACCUACACCGGCCCCAACCCCAGCACCUACUCCUACACCUACUCCUGCUCCUACUCCAGCACCUACUCCGGCGCCAACGCCAGCUCCCACACCAGCUCCAACGCCAGCUCCUACUCCAGCACCCACUCCCGCGCCGACCCCUGCUCCGACCCCUGCUCCAACUCCUGCUCCAACCCCGACUCCUAGCGAUCCUUGUAUCCCUGGAGUCACCUGUCCGCCAAGUGAUGCAGGCAAUUGCAUUGCAGACAGCCGUUGCCCGCUAAGAAAUGGAGUCACACCGACGCUUCUGCCACAUUCGAACUGUCAAAUUUUCUACAAGUGCAACAAUGGUUACGCCUGUGAGCACUACUGUCCUCCUGGUUUACACUUCAACGAAGCACUGAGUGUGUGCGAUUGGCCUACUAGUGCCUGCUGUGAUCCCACCGUACCGUGUGACCCACCGUGUAUUCCUGGUGUCACUUGUCCACCUGUAGCUCCACCAACCCCUGCUCCACCAACCCCAGCACCACCAACUCCAGCACCACCAGUAACAACCACAGUAGGUCCUUCGGAUCCGUGCAUUCCCGGUGUGACCUGCGAGCCGACCAACUGUCACAACGAUAUGCGCUGCCCGGCACUGGACGGUACGAAGCCCACGCUCUUUGCCCAUGCGGAAUGCGACAAGUUCUACAAGUGCUCCAACCGGAAGGCCUGCGAACACUCCUGCCCACCGGGGCUCCAUUUCAACGCGCAGCUGUUUGUGUGCGACUGGCCGAGCAGUGCCUGUUGCGAUCCAACGAUUCUAUGCGAUCCACCCUGCAUUCCGGGCAUUACGUGCAGCAGAGCGUUCCGAACCCGCCCGCUACCCGUACGCCGAAUGUAUCUUCCACUCUUCCUAGCUGUCACGCUGGCAGCGGUGCUGACCAGCGGACAGGCCCCGUGCGACCCGUCCGUUACCUGUCCCACGUUCAACUGUGCCCCUCAUCCGAAUUGUCCGGCCCGGGAUCCACUGCACCCGAUACUGCUGCCCCACAGUGACUGCAGCAAGUUCUACAAGUGUAACGCGGGCAAUGCCUGCGAACAGCUCUGCCCAGUCGGGCUGCACUACAACUCACGCGAACAGUCGUGCGAUUGGCCAAACCGGGCCUGCUGCGAUCCGAGCAUUGAGUGCGGAAUCUCUGAAGCCCCACCAACCAACUGUGUGCCCAACUCGAACUGUCCCGCCUCGUCGCAGGAUACCGUCCUGCUACCGCACAGCAACUGUGCCAUGUUCUACAAGUGUUCCGGACCGUUCGCCUGCCCAAUGGACUGCCCACCACAGCUCCACUUUAACCCGAAGCAAAACGCUUGCGAUUGGCCCGAGCGUGCCUGUUGCGAUCCGACCGUUCCCUGCGAUCCUUGCAUUCCCGGCGUAACUUGCCCACCAACCGGGCCUACUCCUGCUCCCACUCCAGUUCCGACACCAGUUCCGACACCUGCUCCCACUCCAGCUCCGACACCUGCUCCCACACCAGCUCCCACUCCAGCUCCCACUCCAGCUCCCACACCAGCUCCCACACCAGCUCCAACCCCAGUUCCCACCCCAGCUCCCACACCAGUUCCUACCCCAACUCCCAACCCAGGUCCAACGCAACCGGAUACACCAUGCGAUCCGUCCGUUACCUGUCCACUGAACUGUGUUGCGGAUCCGCGCUGCCCGACACGUGACGGUACCACCCCGGUCCUGCUACCCAGCACCAACUGCAGCAAGUUCUACAAGUGCCAAUCUGGACGGGCCUGCGAAUUUGACUGUCCGUAUGGGCUGCACUUCAACGCGAAAUCGAUGGUGUGCGAUUGGCCGCAUCAGGCCUGUUGCGAUCCAACGAUUGAGUGUGUACCGGCAUGCAUUCCCGGCGUCACCUAUCGGUAUCUGAUUGAUUAUGCGAAAAAGUUUUAUCCAGAACGGCAAAACGAUGUCCAGCGCUAUAAAAGCUUAUCCACAGCGCGGGCGGUACGGUUUGUUGCUGUACCAACCGCAAGCGUGAUAUCCUCUUUAGGUUCUCCCCGCUGCGAACAUCCCGAAAGAGGCAGGAUGCAGCUGAUCCUGCUCUGUGUGGCGUUUGGGAUUGUCGGAGUGGCGUACGGUGCAGAUGCGUCAUCAUGUAUGGUUGAUGCGCGCUGUCCCUUGGUCGACAAUCCACCAUCCUUCCUACCUCACUCGACUGACUGUUCUCGAUUCUACCAGUGUUCGUAUGGGCGGGCUUGCGAAAAAACGUGCCCAACCGGAUUACAUUGGAGCACGUCGUCACAGCGUUGUGAGUGGCCAUUUGUUGCCUGCUGCGAUCCUUCGGCAGAGUGUAGUUCCGUCUCAAUCACGCCGAGUCCCGUUACAACAACCACCACCACGACCACGACAACGACAGUUGCAACACCCAGCACACAGUGUAUUGCCGAUCUCCGAUGCCCGCUCGAUGACAACCCGUACCAACCGCUCCUGCUGGCACACGAAACCGACUGUGGCCAAUUUUACGCGUGCUCGUACGGUACACGCUGUCCGCUGAAAUGCGAAACCGGUCAACACUUUAGUGUGCAGCUGCAGCGUUGCGAAUGGCCUCAGUUUGCUUGCUGCGAUGCAACGUUAUCGUGCCAACAGUUACCGACCACGACCAUAAUCCCGUCGGAUGUACCUUCCGAGCAAUGUUAUCCGGAUGCACGCUGCCCGGCUGGUGAUGAUCCGCUCAAACCACUGCUGCUGCCGGUGUCGGGUAAUUGUGGAGCUUUCUAUAAAUGUCGCAUCGGUGAUGCGUGUCUGUUAUCUUGUCCCACCGGGCAACACUUCAGCGAGCAGUUGCAAGUGUGCGAAUGGCCCGAAAUUGCUUGCUGCGAUCGGACGUGUUGA
Messenger RNA from Anopheles maculipalpis, 5714 nucleotides. RefSeq lists its product as uncharacterized. The record is from RefSeq and is a predicted model, not a curated record. The transcript has 5 exons. Gene Ontology annotation, molecular function: chitin binding. Lineage: Eukaryota; Metazoa; Arthropoda; Insecta; Diptera; Culicidae. Gene Ontology annotation, cellular component: extracellular region. The coding region runs from base 21 to 5714 and encodes 1897 amino acids.